This is a messenger RNA of Annulohypoxylon maeteangense, 1998 nucleotides long. Its product is annotated as cysteine proteinase. The record is from RefSeq and is a predicted model, not a curated record. Gene Ontology annotation, molecular function: proteasome binding; cysteine-type deubiquitinase activity; protein binding. The coding region runs from base 199 to 1869 and encodes 556 amino acids. Lineage: Eukaryota; Fungi; Ascomycota; Sordariomycetes; Xylariales; Hypoxylaceae. The transcript has 2 exons. Gene Ontology annotation, biological process: proteasome-mediated ubiquitin-dependent protein catabolic process; regulation of proteasomal protein catabolic process; protein deubiquitination.
CGCACCCACUAGUUUGCCUUGCUCUUGUUGUAUUCACAUUGAAUUCUACUAGGUAUAACUACAGCUUGCAGUUGUAAAUCUUCUCCCCACCUUUCCUCUUGCAUCAACCCAAGUUGUACUUUAUUACCUUAGUCCCAAAAUCCCAAGUCUUUCCUACAACAUCCAAGGUAUCGAAAGGAAUAUUUUAAGCUUUACAAGAUGGCGACCAUACCAGUCGUCGUCAAGCAUCAGGGUACCAAGUACGAUGUUGAGGUUGAUACCGAGUCGACCGGUGAGAUAUUCAAGUACCAGCUUUACAGUCUUACCGGCGUAGAGCCCGAACGUCAGAAGAUCUUAAUCAAGGGUGGUCAAGUGAAGGAUGAUACUCCCAUGAGCAAGUUCAACUUCCAGCCCGGCCAAUCAAUAAUGAUGCUUGGUACACCUGGAAAUAAGGAUGUUCUUACGCGCCCUAAAGAGUCCGUCAAGUUCGUCGAAGACAUGACAGAGGCCGAGGCCGCGCAGCAAGAGGGAGCUAUACCUGCUGGUCUAACUAACCUGGGCAACACAUGCUAUCUUAACUCUACCCUCCAGACUCUUCGUGCCAUCCCCGAGCUGCAGGGCGCACUGGGUAAGUACGAAACUCCUGCCAAUGCUAUGAGCACUGCAGGGCUUUUGCCGCCUCUAGACUUGACGAAGCAGCUUAGAGAUCUGUACAAGUACAUGUCUGAAACCCAAGAGGCAUAUUCUCCUGUUGCAUUCCUAACCUCGCUGCGUGCCGCUUUCCCCCAGUUUAAUGAGCGUUCUCGAACUGGUGCCGGGUUUGCCCAACAAGACGCCGAGGAAGCAUGGUCUCAGAUUGUAACCCAGCUACGCCAGAAGCUACGCGUGAAAGAUACACCCGAAUCUCCAGAGUCUUCCUUCAUCGAUAAAUACAUGUCGGGAGAGCUUACAUCCGAGCUCGAAUGUGACGAACCUGCAGCUAAGGAAAGUGGAGAGACGUCUGCGGUCUCAAAAGAGACAUUCCUUAAGCUUAGCUGCCACAUAGAUGGUAGUACGAAUCAUCUGCGGGAUGGAAUUGCAAAUGGCCUAAGCGAGAAGCUGGAAAAAAGAUCGGAGGUCCUCGGCCGAGAGGCCGUCUACACCAAGACUUCUAAAAUAUCUCGAUUACCCAAGUAUCUCACCGUGCAGUUCGUUCGCUUCUUCUGGAAACGAGAGACACAGAAGAAAGCCAAGAUCAUGCGAAAGGUCACCUUUCCCCACGAGUUGGAUCUUGUUGAAUUCUGCGACGACAAGCUGAAGGGAAUGCUUAUUCCAGUCAGGGACAAGGUUCGAGAAGUGCGAAAGGAUGAGGAAGAUAUCGAGCGUGCGCGUAAGCGCCGCAAGCGGAAUGAUGCCGGCGACGAUCCUGCUGAUGUUCCUGGUGGAAAGGGAGCGAAGAAGAAUGAUACCAAGGCAGCCGGUGCUUCUGCAGAUGGCGAUGUGGAGAUGACUGAGAGCUACAAGACAGAUGCCGAGAUUGACGCAGAACGUGACGCGGCGCUUCUUGCAGCGAAGAAGGAGUUGAACGCCCUCAUCGACCCAUCCCUAGCCAAUGAUGACGGCGCAAACCAGUCCGGCUUGUACGAACUUCGGGGAGUUGUCACACACCAGGGCGCAAGCGCAGACAGCGGCCACUACACGGCUUACGUCAAGAAGACGGCACCGGCCGACGUAAAGACUGGCAAACGAAAGGAGGAAGAUGGCAAGUGGUGGUGGUUCAACGAUGACAAGGUGUCGGAGGUAACAGCAGACAAAAUCGAGACGCUCGCUGGAGGUGGCGAGUCGCACUCAGCUCUUAUCUUACUAUACCGCGCUAUACCCUUACCUUCUGCCGAAGGAACGAUGGAGUGAAAAAGGCGAAGACGAGAAAUGAUGGUGCAUACGGGCGUUUGAGUGCAUGGCAAGCAGGGAACUUGGGGCUAGCAUUAGACUCACUUUCACUUGAUAGGUAGGGAAUGGUUCGGAAAAUAAAUGCUGUGC